AUCCAACACCGGAAUACAAUGACUCAAUAACCAAACAGACUCACUCACAUUUUGCAUUCCCAAAUCCCAGUCCACCAAGGGAACCAAAACCCACGAGUUCAGUAAAACCCUUCACUGGCGGACGAGACGAUGGCGAUGCAGAGAUUAUGUACCAAGCUUCGGUCAUUGUCCGUACACUCAACCCAAACUCUACCAUCUUUCUCUUCGUCUUUCCUCUGUUCUUCUCCUCGUCUUCACCAGCCUCUCCCUUUCGCUUCAAAUAACAACAAAUGGAGCUUAAGGUCACUUUUCAAUGCCCAUUCACCAACCCAACCUUCGCUAGCUAUCGCCACUCUUCGCCCUUCAACAUUCCCUAUCUUGAUGCUUCAAGUGCGGCAUGUUUCUUCAAGAGAGCGUAAGAAGAGGAGAAAGCCAAUGACACCAGUCACUUCCAAGUUAAAGAAAACCAAAAUAAAGGCUUACUCGUCUUAUAAGUCCAGGUUUAGGACAAUGAAUGAUGGGAAAAUUCGACGAUGGAGGGAGGGCAAGCGUCACAACGCGCAUUUGAAGUCGAAGAUAUCUAAGCGUAGACUCAGACUACCUGCCUUAGUCCAUCCUGCUUAUGCUAAAGUGAUGAAGAAGCUCAAUUUCAGCGGUUAAAACUUUUAGAGUACCCUGUAGGUGCUGCCAAUUUCCCGGAAUGAAAGAGAGUACACUUUUGCAUUUUGAAAUGUGCUCUUUUCAAUAGUUUACAUUUCUGUUUCCUUCAGACAAGCAGGUGUUAUAUGCUUUUAGAGGCUAGAUGUUCUUAACUAUUGACUAGUUCAGUUUGAGGCUAUAGCUGACUAGCUGAUGAAAAUAAUCAGCAGCUAUGCAUGUCUUCUAAACUUGUAUUCUGUGGACAACUACUUGCUGAGGAAUUUUUUAUGAGAGUUUUGCAUUACUGUAAUGUAUCAGAAAAGAAAUAACAAGUUCUCGGUUGACACGGUGAAUGACUCAAA
Molecule: messenger RNA, 980 nt
Organism: Prunus avium (sweet cherry)
Lineage: Eukaryota; Viridiplantae; Streptophyta; Magnoliopsida; Rosales; Rosaceae
Product: Ribosomal protein L35
Biological process (GO): translation
Cellular component (GO): ribosome
Molecular function (GO): structural constituent of ribosome
Source: RefSeq, a predicted model, not a curated record